AGAAGCGCAAUCGCCCCUGGAGCGAGAUCUGUUAUCGUGCUACUCUCGUCGCUCCGGAAGGAAGGUUUGUGGGUCGUUUCCCCCUCCCGUUCCCAUCUCCAUUGCCAUUUUACAUUUCGAAUUCUCAGCCGAGGAUUCUGGCAGGUUGGUCCGCCCGUCGAUCUCAACUCUCAAGUAGAAGAAGCGGAUUUAAAAUGGCGUCGGCGACUGGUGCGACGAGGCUGGAUCUGGAUGGGAACCCAAUCCGGCCGCUGACGAUCUGCAUGAUCGGGGCGGGUGGGUUCAUCGGGUCCCACCUCUGCGAGAAGCUGAUGGCGGAGACCCCUCACAAGGUGCUCGCCGUCGACGUCUACAGCGACAAGAUCAAGCACCUCCUCGAGCCCCCGCCGGGGCACGGCCGGAUCCAGUUCCACCGACUCAACAUCAAGAACGACUCCCGACUCGAGGGCCUCAUCAAGAUGUCGGAUCUGACGAUUAACCUGGCGGCCAUCUGCACCCCCGCCGAUUACAAUACCCGCCCACUGGAUACCAUAUACAGCAAUUUCAUCGAUGCCCUUCCAGUGGUUAAGUAUUGCUCUGAAAACAACAAGCGGCUCAUUCACUUCUCCACUUGCGAGGUGUAUGGGAAGACUAUCGGAAGCUUUCUCCCAAAGGAUCACCCUCUGCGGCAGCAACCGGAGUUCUACGUGCUCAAAGAAGAUGCCUCGCCAUGCAUUUUUGGUCCUAUUGAGAAGCAAAGGUGGUCCUAUGCAUGCGCAAAGCAACUUAUUGAAAGGCUAAUCUACGCUGAGGGUGCUGAAAAUGGACUUGAAUUCACCAUCGUGCGACCUUUUAAUUGGAUUGGACCAAGGAUGGAUUUUAUUCCUGGAGUUGAUGGACCUAGUGAGGGUGUUCCACGGGUUUUGGCAUGCUUCAGUAAUAAUCUCCUCCGCCAGGAACCUCUGAAGCUUGUUGAUGGUGGUCAGUCCCAAAGAACCUUUGUGUACAUCAAGGAUGCCAUUGAAGCCGUUCUCUUGAUGAUUGAAAAUCCUGCUCGAGCCAAUGGUCAAAUCUUCAAUGUGGGAAAUCCUAAUAAUGAAGUCACAGUUAAGCAACUUGCAGAAAUGAUGACGGAGGUGUAUUCGAAGGUGUCAGGAGAGCCACCAUUGGAGGUACCAACAAUUGAUGUAAGCUCCAAAGAGUUCUAUGGUGAAGGAUAUGAUGAUAGUGAUAAGCGAAUCCCUGAUAUGACCAUAAUUAAUAAACAACUUGGUUGGGAACCAAAGACACCCAUCUGGGACUUGCUGGAAUCAACUCUGACCUAUCAGCACAGGACAUAUGCAGAGGCUAUCAAGAGGGUUAUGGCAAAACCUGCUGCGUCAUGUUAGAACCAGAUCUUAUUCCCUCUUAUAGACAUUCCCGCCUACCGUAAUUGUUGCGUAUCUCUUAAUAUUCUUUUGGAAGAGACUCCGCAUGUGUAAGGUAGUCAUUACAAUUUUCAUUCGUGUCAGUAGAUGAUUUCCGAAUAUUUCUAUGGAAUAUGUUGAAGUGUUCUGAGGGCAUUACAUCUGGACACGAUUAAUGAUAUGAUGGUGGAGAUAUAUCAGGAUCUGCUGUCAAUAUUUGUUGCCGA
Ananas comosus (pineapple) is the source of this 1612-nucleotide messenger RNA. RefSeq names its product UDP-D-apiose/UDP-D-xylose synthase 2. The transcript has 9 exons. Gene Ontology annotation, molecular function: carboxy-lyase activity. The coding region runs from base 195 to 1367 and encodes 390 amino acids. NCBI's taxonomy places the organism in Eukaryota, Viridiplantae, Streptophyta, Magnoliopsida, Poales, Bromeliaceae. The record is from RefSeq and is a predicted model, not a curated record.